Aplysia californica (California sea hare) is the source of this 2568-nucleotide messenger RNA. RefSeq names its product E3 ubiquitin-protein ligase Mdm2. Gene Ontology annotation, biological process: negative regulation of apoptotic process; regulation of cell cycle. The record is from RefSeq and is a predicted model, not a curated record. Gene Ontology annotation, cellular component: nucleus. NCBI's taxonomy places the organism in Eukaryota, Metazoa, Mollusca, Gastropoda, Aplysiida, Aplysiidae.
UGGUUGUGGAGUAUGAGUCUGAUGCCUUCUCUGUUGAGUACGAGGUUGAGUCCAGUUCAGAGCAUGAGCAACAGCCGCCGUCCCAGGAUGCUCAGGGGUCAGGGACUUCCAGAGAUCGAGGAUGUUCUGAGUCAGACGUCAGCUCUUCUACGUCGGGAACUCUCCGUUGCUCUCAUACGCAUCAUGUAUCGGAAACCGAAGCGGACAUGCAGACACCACUCGAGGAAAUGUUCGUUGUGAUCGUGGAAAGUCGUGUGAAAAUGAAUGGAUCGUGCACCAUGAAGGCCAUCCUGGUAGUGUGUAAGGAGAGUGAUGUGGAGUACCUGGCAGACUACAGUGACUCUGACUUUGGCAGCGACGCAGAACUCUCCGAUGCUGAUAAGUGGUUCUGCAAACAUUGCAGCAUCAAGAACCCUCCGUUCCAGCGGAACUGUGCCGGGUGCUGGAGCGUCCGGCCGGACUGGCUGCCAGUCAAAGGGAAAGUGACGAGGUGCGAAGAAAAGACGGACGAGAGUUGUGCCUCAGCAUCAUGCGAUGCCGUCUUGAGUCAGGAGAGUGGUCUAGGGUCUAGCAAGUCCACCAUGGAAGCUGAUCAAGAUAACGACCUUAAAUCGGCGGUAUCUAAUGUGGCCACACCUGUGAAAGACUCUGUUGUGUCACCCGUGAAGAAAAGAAAAUAUUCCUCUUGUCUUGAAACUUCUGACUCUCAAGAAGACAAAAAGCGGCCUCUUUCACGUCCAAAGCUUGAGGGAAAAGAAGCGUGCUCUAGAAAGAGUGAGAGCUCCACUGAUGAGCACGUCAAAGCCAAGGGGAAAAAGAAAGCUUCGAGUUCUCUUCCAAAUCCGGCAGAUCCCUGUGUGGUUUGUCUGUCUCGUUCCAAGAGUGCAAGCAUCAUCCACGGUAAGACGGGCCACCAAGUUUGCUGCUAUCGCUGUGCCAAGCGACUCAAAGAGCAGAGAAAGGCCUGCCCCAUAUGCCGUAGACCCAUUCAGAAAGUUGUCAGGAACUAUUAUUUGUGACAGCUGCAUUUUUUAGGGUUUUUCAAUUUUCAAAUUCAGUUACGAAGACGGGAAUCUCAGUAUCUCUCUUAUUACUGAUAUGUCAGUUUAUAAUAUGAGGGAUUACACCUUACCUUGCUUCAUUUGUAUAUAUACACACUUGUAACUAUUAAUUUUACCCACUCACAAUGAAAUGAACAAUACAAAAGUGCUGGUGUAUUGAUGCAUGGUGCAGAGAGAGCUGCUACUGGGAUAGGAGGUCCUGUAGGAACUGCCAUCUCAGGCAGGACACUUGCGUCUGUGGUGUAGCUGUUAGGCAUUUCACUGUCACACGUAGGAGACCCACUAGUUUGAUUCCCGAGUUGGGAGAAUUUUUGAGUAUCUCAGUCUUGCUAUGGGAAUGUUGUAUCCCUCUCAGACCUGGAUGGCCCUAACAAACAGGGUUGGAAGCCUGCGUCCUAAUUGAUCGAAAUUGUGUCGAUAGGGGCAUAAAAACACCUACAUUAAGAGAAAAAAAAUAGAAAUUUAGACAGGAAUAGUAAAAAUGGUGAGUCAUAGUGAAUCAUGAAAUGUCCCGUGGCAUCUUGGUUUCUAGAAAGUCUCAUUUAGGUUACAAACCGAGUUCCCCUGUACAAGUCAGUGGUGCUACAGGGUUGGAAAACCUGUUUAAUCUUAAUUGUUACUGUGUUUUUUUAAUGAUGGGUUUAGUCUAGUCUCCUGACAAAGCGUUUGUCAAUUAUAUAGCUUUGCACAGAAGGUCAAAUUCAGAACAAUGCAUCAGCACGAAUAUUUAAUUGUUUUUUAAAAUUUAAAUGCUGCCAAAACUCAGUACAUCUAUUUAUUUUCUUGUAAUUUAAAAAUUGUGAUGGCUUGGAUACAAUGCUUACAUGAGUAAGUUCAUACAUUUUUCUGGCAUGAAUUUGUUUAAUCAGCACUCAGCUACAGCAAAUACCGUUCUAAGUCAAAUACGCUCAUAUUAUUAUUUCAAAAUGCUGUUUCGUUUUUUGUUCUUGCGAUAGACAUGGGAAGGUUCUCGACACAUGGUCAAAAAGUGGUACCUGCCGCACCUGUUCACAAUGUCAACUUGAUUGAAAGGAAGCAUAUCGAAAUUACAGCUGAAUGUCUUAUAGAGUCAGUUACAGCGCCCUUUGAGUGCCUUGGUAUUACAAUUCAGCAAAAAUAAACAUAGCAUUUUCCCAAAAUGAUUGUUCUUUUCCUUAAAUUGUAGACUUUGACCUAUGCCAUUUAAAUUAGUAAUAUUUUCCAUUUAUCUGUAGAAAAAGUCAGAUUUUGUUCACAUUCUCCAUUUGUGAUGUCACAGUUGGGGGAAAGAGACACUCCAGCUUCUGGAGGAAAAAUGUUCCAAUGAUGUUACUGUUUACAUGUCUGGUAAAUAUCAGCAUUCCUGCAGAUUACGGAGUUUCUAGCCACCCUUUCUUCCCUGUUUCUCUGUUGUUUCAUUUUAUCAGGAACAGUUUGUGAGUCAUAUCAUCGUGCAUGGAUGAACUUUUCCAAAUAAUAUUUACUUAUGUGCAUUUAAAAAUAAUUGUCUUGGUCCUUUGUCUCUUUU